UACACGGAAGUUUGAAGAUUGAAAUUGUCCUUGAGAAAAACCCCCAAAUCCGGCAGUCCCCACUCGCUCACGGAUUCAUCCAAUCCCCAAAUUUCUCACUCGCCACUUCCCAGUUCCCAGUUCCCAUCCAUCUACCCUGGCACAGAGCUGCUCUGGUUUGCUCGAAGAGUGCCCAUCAAUGGCUGAUUUGGAGAGCCAGCCCCGGCAGCACCCAUCGAUCUUCAAGGACACGGCCCUCCAGGCCCUGAACACCAUAAUCCAGCUCCAUUUCGAGAAGACCCUCGAGAAGAAACGCGCCAUAGAUCUCCAGAAGAAGCACCUCCACAAUCUGUUCCAGCUGUUCUUCAUCUUCCUCGGCCUCAUGUUCCUGGCCCAGUCCCUGUCCCCUCGGCUCCAGUGCCGCCACUCCUGGAUCCCAAUUUCUCUCCUCUCCGUUUCCCAUCUCAGCUUCUACGUCUCCGUCGCCCACACCCUCCGCUGCAUCAACGGCUUCAAGUACCAGCGCCGCUGCCACAAGCUCACUCUCGGCCUCGCCACCCAGAAGCUCAGGGAGAUCAAGACCUCCUCCUCCGCCGCCGACGACGACGAAUUCGAGAUUCACUACCAGGAGCCGCCGGAGAGCUACUUGGGUAAGUUCAAGAGGAAUUGGGCUCUGCAUUUUGGCUUCUUGAUCUUCAUCUAUGCCUUUAUGAUCUCUUCCUCUGUUGUUCUCCUCUGUUCUUGACCGAUUUUUCCAUUCCUCCCUGCUACUGGAAUUGGAACGCAUUUUGAUUUUCGUCUUUUUUGUUUCCAAAUUCAUGCUUACAUAAUGCCAAUUACCAAUUUAUUUUGUUUUUGGGUAAUCAAUCUUGGAAAAUUUUUUUGAAUUUAGAAAUGCAUUUUGAAGUUUUGUUAAAGUAUUGUGAAGAAAGAGGUAGUCAAAGUGAUGGUUGAAGAAACAAAGGGGGGAUAAAUAGUUGAUUGGAAUUUCAGGCUCUGUGAAAUGUGAAAUACGAUGGUGGUCAAUGAACUUUAUGACUUUUGUGGAAGCUUUUCAGAGUUAAUGGGGGUCAUUUCAAUGCUUCCUUUUGGGUAAAUUUUUCAUUUUUAGCUUUUUCACUUUUUGUGUUUGAUUGUAAGA
Molecule: messenger RNA, 1120 nt
Organism: Momordica charantia (bitter melon)
Lineage: Eukaryota; Viridiplantae; Streptophyta; Magnoliopsida; Cucurbitales; Cucurbitaceae
Source: RefSeq, a predicted model, not a curated record